This is a messenger RNA of Zalophus californianus (California sea lion), 676 nucleotides long. It is a transcript of the gene TIMM13, whose product is annotated as translocase of inner mitochondrial membrane 13. Bases 49 to 336 code for a protein of 95 amino acids. The transcript has 3 exons. The record is from RefSeq and is a predicted model, not a curated record. Lineage: Eukaryota; Metazoa; Chordata; Mammalia; Carnivora; Otariidae.
GGUACGGGUCGGCGCACGCGGUUUCGGUUCGUUUGGCUUUGCGGAGCCAUGGAGGGUGGCUUCGGCUCGGAUUUCGGGAGCUCCGGAGGCGGCAAGCUGGACCCGGGGCUCAUCAUGGAGCAGGUGAAGGUGCAGAUCGCCGUGGCUAACGCGCAGGAGCUGCUGCAGAGGAUGACGGACAAGUGCUUCCGGAAGUGCAUCGGGAAGCCGGGGGGCUCCCUGGACAACUCGGAACAGAAGUGCAUCGCCAUGUGCAUGGACCGCUACAUGGACGCCUGGAACACCGUGUCCCGCGCCUACAACUCGCGGCUGCAGCGGGAACGAGCCAACAUGUGACCCCGCCGCGCCCGACCCCCACCCUCCAUUUCAGUUCCAUAAACGCUCUUUGCGAAGCGGGGGCCCGCUCGUGCGUCCUGCCUGCCCGUGCUUCUGAGGAGACCGGCGACCCUCGGGACGCUGCUCCCCUCCCGCCUGCCAGCGAGCGCGGCGUGGAUCGCGGGGGCGGCGAGACUUCGCCCAGUGCCGGCAGCGCGGCGGCACGGCCCCCGGUGUGCACAGGCUCCCCGCGUGCCUCGGGCGGAGAAUCCGCGGUUGGACCUGGGGGAGCCGUCAGGCCCCACCCGAGCUGUGACCGCCUGACGGUGGGCGGGCAAAUAAAUGAGGGAGGGGCGGAAAA